This is a messenger RNA of Hyalella azteca, 8161 nucleotides long. RefSeq names its product contactin-associated protein-like 4. Lineage: Eukaryota; Metazoa; Arthropoda; Malacostraca; Amphipoda; Hyalellidae. The record is from RefSeq and is a predicted model, not a curated record. The transcript has 27 exons. The annotation marks the transcript as partial.
UGCUGUCCCUCACCGGCAACUCCUACCUCGCUCAUGCCGUCCGGGACCAAGUCCAGGAGCUUGAUGUCAGAUUCAAGUUUCAGGCCCGGUUAGCGGACAGCGUUUUAAUGCAAGCUGUCCUUAAUGACGAUCCUCUACAAAGCAUCGCACUCUCCAUCAAUUCUACGGGGGCUCUAAUCCUCAGCUCGAUGCUGUUCAAAGAUCCGGUAGAUUAUGACAACAUCAAUACAAUGGAUGAAGGAUCUGGUUAUUCCGAUACCGAGCCUGGAGAUGAUGACCUGGAACCCAAUUUUGAGGCUGGGUUCAAUGCUCAUCUAAGUCAGAACGUCAUGGAUGGCAAGCCGCACAGCGUCCGCAUGGACUGGAAUUCCAAAAAAAUAAAUAUUUAUCUAGACGAUAAAAUGUCCGUUUUCAACAUCACACGCGAAAUUUUUUCGUCCCAAAAUUCUUUUGAUUUAUUCUUCGGCUACUCCAAGUACAUCAACGAAGCCUGCGACACAGUUGAUAAAUGUCAUAAAAGCGAUAUUCAGAGCUCAUCGAAGUAUCAGUUUAGUGAAGCCAAGCAGCGAUGUGAUCAACUGAAGAUGGGAUCCUUCAAACCUUUUUCGGGAUGUUUGCAAGAUAUUCAAGUGAACGGAGUGGACCUCUUCUCUGAUCCACGGGACACUGAGCUCUUGUCUGUUAAUCCAAGUGAUGAUAAGCCGAGCGUUUCCCUGUCUACUUCAUGCCCAGUGUUCACAUCGAACAAACUCGUGGUUAGUUUGCAGCAUCAGUCAGCUCACCUGACUCUGCCAGCACCCUGCGCCGCCACCUUCGUUCUUCAGCUCUUCGUAAAGCCUGCACUGAGCGCCAACCCUAACACUUCUGCCAUACUCGCAUCCGGGCACAUCACGCUCAGGAACACGUUCAAUGAGAACAAGCAGUACAAGUGGAAGCUCUACAUGAAGCACCAGAAGCUACACCUCGAUGUCCCAGGCUAUAACUCGACCUCCAGUAAGGACGUGUCAACUAAAAGACAAAUCGACUUGAAUGAUUGGAACUCGGUGAAGUUGUCAAGUGGCGAGAAAAACAUGACUCUCUCAUUCUCGGCCUUCCAUUCAACUUUCCUUUUCAAUGACUCAAGUAUCGUCUCCGUUUCUUCCAUCAUCGUGGGCGAUAGGAACAAAGGCAUGCUGGGAUGCUUCAAGGAAAUCACGUUGGACGGCUACGAGUUCGACGCUCGACUAUUCGUCAGGGCUGGCAACGGCGUCCUGGUCGGCUCAUGCGGAGUCCGAGAUCCUUGCCUCAAUGGCGGAAAGAUGGUGUCGGGUUCUCGGUUCUUGCAUACUAUGUGCAACUGCACAGCAACGGCAUUCGAGGGAACGCGCUGCCAGUUCCCACGUCACCCCGCCUCGUGCUCCGAGUAUCGCCGGCUGGGCUACGGUCAGGCCGGAAUGUAUGCCAUUGAUGUCGAUGGCAGCGGCCCCUUACCGCCGCUCGUGGUCAAGUGCGACUUCCUGCCACGUUCCACUAAUAUCACAAUUUCUCACAACCUUCCGAAUGAAUUUGAGGUCCCUGCUGCUCUCGGAGUUACACGCCAACUGAACAUCAGCUACGCUGAGAACAUCAAGCCAUUCAUCAAACUCCUAAUGUCUUCCCGCAGCUGUACUCAGAAAGUUACAUUCUCGUGUCGCAAUUUCCCUCUGAACUUAGCCAGGAAUAAUACGCUGUUAUCUUAUGGAGACGGUGACUUCAUCAACAAGCUCGGCAAAACGCAGCAGGGCGUUUGUCCAUGCAAAGAACACGAGACUUGCAGUGAAGCCAGACUUGGUUGCAACUGUGACGCAGGCGACGACGUAGUCAGGAGUGACACCGUAUGGCUCAGUGAGCCCUCCAACAUCCCACUCUCAGCUUUGAUUUUUGGUGGCAGCGAGAAAGCAAACGUUAACUCUUUCCUCCGACUGUCCGUUGGCAACAUAACGUGCGAGCAGACACAGCUACUGGCCACCACCAAAUCGCUCAUCAAGCCCGACAGCUACUUGAAACUCACGCGUUUGCGGCGUUUCAACGUGACGAAUUUGAGUUUUUCCUUCAAAACCUUGCAGAGUGACGCCGUCCUGGUGACAGCUACUCUUGACACUUUCCUCGCACCGUCCUUCUUCGUCCGACUUCAUCAUGGUACUUCAUUGGUACUCUCACAGCGUGGUAUUAACCUGCUAAAAAUCGUAGCGGGUUAUCCUCUAGAUGUCGGCGAGUGGCAGCAUGUUCAUAUUAGCUAUAGCGAAUGGGAAGUGCGAGUGCAGCUCAACGGCCAUUCGGAGUUUGCAUUGCUUGAUAAGCCAUGGACGAGGCAGGAGGAAACGGAAAGCCAAAUUUACAUAGGAAACUACCCAUCAAGUUCGCGACCUGAAAAUCCUGGGACAAAAUUCAUUGGCUGUGUUAGAGACGUGUUCAUAGACAACUUUCCAGCGGUUUUCGAUGAAGAAAGCUCCGUUGUCAACGACUGCGUAGAGCCAUGUCAGCUUCUGGCUGAAGAACUGGAUCAUGUCUGCGAGCAUGGAAAUCGCUUCAAAGAUUUACCUGAAACUUGCGAUCGAAAACUUCUUCGUUCUUCCAAUGAAGAAACAGAUUUGAAUCGAAGCGGUGUUCGAUUACUCACCAAGAAGGCCGAACUUCAUAGCGAUGUAACCGAGGUCGACCCUUUCAAGAUUGACUUGAAUCCUCUCACCCACGAUACCAGCUUCGUGUUCAGAACCAGAGAAAGCCGGGCACAACUCUUUUUUGCUUACGACAAUCUUCAGAAUGUUCUCCAAAUAUACCUCGCCUCGCCAUCUGUUUUGAAUAUUAUCUUCAAUAACGAGUUCGAGCUGCACAGUUUCUCCAUGCAAACUCCCGGCAAACAGAUGAAUUUGGGUUCCCCAGUGGUCGUCCGCCUGGAACGUUCUUUUUCUGUUACGAACGUGAGCCUCACCAUCGACAAUUGCGUGUUUAGUGCGGUGAUGAACAGAACUUAUUCUUUUAUAACCGCUGAUAAAUACCGUCAAUAUCCUUACACAACCACUGAAGAGCUGCCCGCCAUACAGCAAGCCAAAACUGUUCCACAAAGUUUCCUGUCGGUACACUUCGGAGGGGCUAACACGGGUGGGGCCACGACGAGAGUGCCCAACCUCAUCGGCUGCGUAUCAGACUACGAAGUGGGCGGUCAAACUGUCAAUAUCCAGGAAUUUGAACAGUGGGCGCGAGAGGGUGAUGUGUUCCCGGGUUGUGAAGACACCAACAACGCCUGCAGCGACACGCGCAUGUGUCAGAACGGAGGAAAAUGUUUGCCGCUGUUCACGCAGUCCAGCCGCAACCAGCCCUGCGAUUGCCGCCACUCAUCUUAUAUGGGGCCACAUUGCACUGACGAAAUCGCUUACCAGUUUAAGGCUGGGGACGAGCUGAUCAUGGAAGUCGGCGCCCUCAGUACCGCGGCGCCAGACCGCUCGUCCAGACUCAGUUUUGCAUUUGCACUUCAGGGCGGCGGGUCUCACAACGACGCUUUUGAGACUGUGGUCCAAUACGACUCAUCGGAGCUAAGUGUGUCAAUGGGCGUCGAGAACGGAUCUUCGCUCGUCUUGACACUAGCCUCGCCAGGGAGAGACACCGCGCAGCAGUGGACGCUUCCGCCCAGUGACAUAAGGACAGACAUGCAGCAAGCCCAGCGACAACACGUUGUUUUAGAAAUUAUUUAUGACGUGGAAAAAGUUCAUAUUCUAUUUCAGUUGAACAGGAGACCCAUCGAGUUGUGGUAUGCUUCAUCUAUUCGAUUAUCUGGGAACUUCGUCGGCCAGAGGCAAAGGGACUCGCUGUCCCUGGGAAAUUUUAUUUGGCCCAGUGAACUACACGGGCGACAAACCCAGGGCUUUGCUGGCUGCAUCUCGAACGUGCGUUUGGAAAGCCAUGGAAAAGUAUACAACCCACUGGAGCUUUACAAGCAAGCAGGAUCUUUACAAGCACCCGCCAUCCCUCCUAUAACCGUUCGUGGUGAACCCAAAGCGACUGAAUACUGCGCUAUCGCAGGGUCUCCAUCAUUCUUCGGCGCGUCCAGACUGCCGAGACGUACGAGCGAUGCGGUCGUGCAGAUGUCACCUCCGACGCUCCUUGCGAGCGAAAGCCAGACAACGGAACAUGAAAUGGAGUCAAAUCCUGUGCAGAGUGUGAAUAUUUGGAUAAUCAUCGGUAUCGUGUUGGGUGUGGUUAUCGUCAUCAGCAUCGCGGUGAUAGUUUUUAUGAUCGCGAGGAGGAAAUCGUCGGACAUUGAAUCUUUUGAACCAAGGAGGAGCUACCGUAGGGCUUCUGAUAACCGGACUUCCGACUCUGUAAGAUUGAGCCAAAUGAAUAACGAAUCGGAAUCAAUUCCUUUCGGGCGAGGGGCGCUGCGAGCUGUACCCAACGAUUAUGGCGUCACUGUGGGACACGAAGAAAGUGGACCUCUAUUGCAGAAUGGCCAUAUCGACGACGCGCCAGUGAACAGUGCCGACCAAAGCAUACAUGCUCGACAGGAGCCCGAUUUCGAGUUCUCAGAGCUGCCUGAAGGCGAAUACCGCAAUUACCAUCAACAAUCUUUGGCUAGCGAGAUGUGUUUCGGAAGAGCCAUGAUGGGGUCAAGUUUGAGGGACAGUUUUGAAGAGAUUCCUGAAAUCGAGUUGCAGGAAAAUCAUUGGGGGCAAGUUAACUUUCAAGACGGGAGAGGAAGCGUGCAAAGUGAACAGCCUCUUGAACACGAAGCUUUUGGAUUAGAAAAUGACGAGAAAAUUGGGCCAAUGAGAGAUUUCUCGUGCACAGAAAAUGAAGUCAACGAUGCUGACAAAAAGAAUUUCGUCAACCUUAAAGAAAAUACAGAAAAUAUAAACAAAGAUUUUGAUGAAAAAGAGGCUGGUCACUAUGAAGAUUACGAUUUACCCACACAGGAGCCGACAAAAUCGAGGCCGGAUACUCCAACAAUCGCUCGAGAUGAACCAUCAGCUGUAACGCGUAAUGACGACAUCAAUGAAGAAGAUGGUGACGAAAUUAACGAAAGAAGACCGGAAAGUCCUCGCCAAGACUCGUCGGAUGAAGGAAGUUAUUGUGUAUCCGAUGACAACUGGAUAAGUGACACUCCCUUGAGUCGAGUGGACUCAUUUGUUAGAGAAGUCGUCCACAAGGCCGAAAUUGUCUCGAAAAAACCAUCGAAUAUGUAAAUGGGGGGAUUCUAAAUAAGGGACUGAAUUGUGACCGAUAAUGUCAUACAUGUGUUCCUGGUAAAAUGUUCGAUAAAUUUAGCUUUGAUCAGUUGUGUUAAGGUUUGAUGCUUCACGUGCAGAGAACACAAUUUACUGAUCGUUAAACGUUAAAGGGGUACGCAGGUUAUACUUAGGCGUCUUCUGUUUAUUUUGUAGCAGGAUUUCAUAGGAAUAGUGAACUGAACUUUUUUAACAUAAAUUGAUACUGUAUUGUUGAGUAGGCUGUACAUAAUGCUAAUCAUUUAAUUAAGUUAAUUUCAUAACUGGUUAAAACAUCAAGCCUAUUAUAAUUAGUUAUUAUUAAGUAUAUUAAUUUAUUUAGACCUUAUAUGAUCAUGACUUUAAUUUAAGAAUAUUUGGCCAAUUUACAUUCAGUUUUUUUGGUAAUAUUCAUUUGAUAGUUGAAUGCAUAUAAAUUAUUUAACGUAAAUUUUUUUAUCAAGUUGAGCUACACCUAGUACGUAAUUGUACCAUUCCUUAAAUGAAAUUUUCUGAUGAUAACAAAAGUAACUGUCAAUGGAUAACUAGGAUGAUUUCUUGGAUCAGGUAGGAAGAUUACAUGAAUAUAAUUAUGACGGAUAACGCGGAUAAAUACCUGUGAAAAAGAAAGAUGAUUGUUAUUAACAAUGAGAAUAAUUGUCUGCGGAUAACAAGGAUGACUUAUCGGCAGCUAACAUGGAAGAUUAUCGCUGAAUGCAAUGAUGAUUGUAGGCAGAAAAUGUGGAUAAUUUUCAGCGGAUUGCGUGGACACGUGACGGCGUAUAAUAAGAAUUUUGUCAGUAGAUAACAAAAAUAAUUGUUGGCGGAGUAGAAGUGAUCGUUUAUGCAUAACAAGGAUGAUUUUUGCGUUUAUAAAUUAGCCUACGCGGUUGCCAGCUAUACACCGCAUGCUUUCUUAAUUGAGACCAAUCCACUACCAAACGAUCGCUCUUGCAGCGCAAUUGAACAAGUCUUGAUCUCAAGCGUGCUUCAGUUACUACAGUUAUGAGUACAAAUUAGCGUAUUUUAUUGUAUCUAUUAAGUUUGAAUCAUUGAUUAUACUAUUCUUAAACGGCUUCAUUACAAGUUGCUUUUGAUUCGAUGAGUUUGAACGCAUUUUGGUCUUUUACUGUUGAUUCUGAGUAAAAGAAUAUCUAGAAACUUCAUUCGCAUUUAGGCUAGGUGUUUGUUCAUUUAUUUUAAAAACUUUUAGCUCAAGGAUCACAAAAAGUCUGCAUGACGGUGUGUAAUAGCUGAGUUGUGAUACUUGCAGGUUUUCAACCAGAAAUUAAACCGAACCUAGAAAUUUAUAUACUAACGUUGAAACGGCAAUAUUGCUGUUCAGAGUUUAUGAGUGUCAGUUCAGCCGUUCAUGAAAAAGAAUUAGUUCAAAUAAAUUCUUAAAUUCAAAUUGAAAAUAUUCCUAAAGCUAAAUAUUCGUUGUUGAAUCAUUGUAUUUCUUACCGGAGAAAAACGAAUUCUGAAAUGGUUGAAUUAAAAUCAGUAAAAUUCAUGCAGCCACUGCACACUUGAAAAACCAAUAAAAUCCUCGAGUAAAGUGAUAUUUUGUGUUAAAUCAUUUGUGUUUUAACCGAAAAACGCAUUUAGGAACUGAUUGAUGAUCAUGAAACCAGAAAUUUGUUUUUAAUCUGGAAUGCGGAUCUCAGCGGUCAACACAAUUUUCAUUUUAUCGGUGUAGAGAUGAAAGAAGUAACAGAGCACGAAAUACGAAUGCUCUCAAUUCAAAUUCAAUUAUUCAAUAAAUAAUUUAUGGGUAGAACUUUUACUCUUACUGCAUAGAUCGAUAGAUUAUCAUGUACCCGAUUUAAUCUGUAAUGCAGAACAUAACGGUCAACACCUAAAAAUUAUUUGCCUGGUCAAGUGGAGCAGAUGACGGUUUCCAUCAUUUCCGCGGGACACGGAUAUUCACCUCUCAUUUACAGCCUUCAAUGUUAAACAAAGUAAAAGUUACUUUAACAGAAGUAGGAAACAUUUGAAUGAGUUAAGAUUUAUAUCACUAUUGCCUGCCAACAAAUUCAGCACGGACGAUUGAAGCAAGAUACUGAUGAGUAGGGCUUCAUGGCUAGCUGAUGUGUUGUGAACAGGAGCAACAUUUUCGAGCGCAGAUUGCUCGAGUUCUGUUUCGUUGAUUUUAAUUUUCCCAAUCCUAAUGGAAGGCUGGUGUUUCAUGUUUGGACGAAUUAUUAUUUAUACAGAAGGAAUCGAGGCAGAAAGACUUACUGCUCAACUCCAUCGCUUUGAGGAAAUGUUUAACUUAAGCACAAAUACGAAUAACUUCAAUUCAACUCUCUGAUAGUGAACUAUUGGUACCAUUUUGUCGUAAUGGGGCGAUCGGUAAAAUCUUCAUGGUAUUCAACCAGCAAUUCAGAACCUUGAAACACUUGAAACAAGAUACUGAUGGGCUGCAGGGAUAUUAUGGCUCACUAAUGUGUUGUGAACCAGACCAAUAUUUUCGAGCGCAGAUUCGAGAUUUUGUUUCGUAUAUUUUAAUUUUCUCUAUCCUAAUGAAAGGCUGGUGUUCCACUUUUGGACAAAUUAUUAUAUAUACAGAAAGAAUCGCGACAGAAAGCUUUACUGCUUAGCUGGAAUCGUCAUGCGAGCAACCGCUUCGUCAAACCUUCGACAAGGUUGAGGUAAACAAUAAAUUUCCAAUUGACACGUGUAAGCCGGAAUAAUAUGUAGAUAGGUAAAUAAAAAAGUUAAUAAAAAUUUCGCAUGUGUGAACUAAUUUCGCCCCUGAACUCCAGCUGGAAAUCUGUAUGGCCAACUCAACCGAAAAAAUCAAUUCAUUAUAAUACAAUACAAAUUCGGAUGCUUCCUCGUUCAUACUUUCAAAUUGAAUUUAGUGAAUGAUUUGAAGGAAUUAUUAUAGAUAGAUGGAAUGUAUGAUUUUGAAAUAAACAUGCACUUUAUAAUCCUGA